Molecule: messenger RNA, 722 nt
Organism: Vicia villosa (hairy vetch)
Lineage: Eukaryota; Viridiplantae; Streptophyta; Magnoliopsida; Fabales; Fabaceae
Exons: 4
Coding region: 1-516 (171 amino acids)
Source: RefSeq, a predicted model, not a curated record
AUGGCAAGUCAUCGGGGAAAGUUAUUAUCAUCUGGAUCAUCAGUUGUUAUUGGAAGAGGGAAGCAAGCCGUUGGAAUAGGAGACAGAAUGAGCGCUGAUCCGAAGGAAAAAACAGGAUCGACGGUUCGAAUGUGUCAGAAAGGGUCGUCUUCUCAUCGCACCAGGUCGGAUCCUGAAGAACCAGAAAUUAUUGAACACAGAUGGGUCAAGGAGAUAGGUUUUGGUUACAUUUCCAAAAAAAAUGUCAUGCAUUUUCCCAGUUAUGUCUCAAGAAAGUGGUUGAAGGUCAACCAGAGGUCAAUUGUUUUUGUUGAUGAAGAUACAGGGGAGUCUUGGAAUGCCAGAAUAAAGUGUGCUAAGAGGAAAGGAAAGAUUAUGAAGUGGGAGAAACAUAUUGGUCCUGUUUGGUAUGAAUAUGCGAAGAAGAAGAAUAUCAGAAGGCGUGACAUGGUGCGGUUUAGGAUUACACCAACUGCUGACCGUCUUUACGUGAAGUUGUAUAAGAAUUCUUCUUAGUGUAUGGGUGUUGUUGUUGAUGUAGUAACAUCUUUUGGACAUGUUUAAUUGAAUUGGUUUUUAGAAUGAGAAAAUGCAAGGUAGUAAUUUGUUUUGGGAAAUUCUGGAAAUCUGUAAUGUGAAUCCAUGCUAAAGAUGGUAUGUAGCCGACCAAGUUAUUUAUGUUAAAGAUUGGACGUAGUUUAUUAUGUUAUAAUGGUUUAAUG